Molecule: messenger RNA, 3564 nt
Organism: Alnus glutinosa
Lineage: Eukaryota; Viridiplantae; Streptophyta; Magnoliopsida; Fagales; Betulaceae
Product: disease resistance protein RPV1-like
Exons: 5
Coding region: 46-3522 (1158 amino acids)
Biological process (GO): defense response; signal transduction
Molecular function (GO): ATP hydrolysis activity; ADP binding
Source: RefSeq, a predicted model, not a curated record
CAUGCUAAAAUUUCUACCAGGCUUUCAUACACCAUUCCUUCUUCCAUGGCGUUCCAAGGAGCCUCUUCCGCAUCCUUUUCUUCUUUCGGCCGUCGAUGGACUUACGACGUAUUUCUGAGCUUUAGAAGCGAAGAUACCCACGACAGUUUUACUGCUCGUCUAUACAACGCUUUGUGUGAAGAGGGAAUCUAUACCUUCAUGGAUGAGGAUGACAAACUUAGAGGAGGAGAGGAAAUUUCACCGGCAUUUCUCAAAGCCAUUAAAGAGUCAAGGACUUCAAUCGUUCUACUCUCUGAAAACUAUGCAUCAUCCACAUGGUGCUUGGGUGAGCUGAUGGAGAUCCUUGAGUGUAGGGAAACAAAGCAACAAAUUGUUAUUCCGGUGUUUUACAAAGUAGAUCCAUCGGACGUACGGCAUCACAGAAAGAGUUUUGGAGAAGCAUUGGCUAAACAUGAAGACAGGUUCAUGGAAGAUACUGUGCGGAGCUGGAAGGCAGCCCUGAAUAAAGUGGCCAAUUUGUCCGGGUGGCAUUUGGAGAACGGUGGUAAGAGUGAAUUUAAAUUUAUCAAUGAAAUUGUUCGAGUGGUUUCAAGAAUAGUAAGUUGCACAUACCUAAACGUUCCCAAAUAUUUAGUUGGAAUAGAGUCUCAUGUACAGGAUAUCAAUGGGCUUUUACAUAUUGGGAUGAAUGACGUACGCAUGGUAGGAAUUUUCGGAGUUGGUGGAAUUGGUAAGACAACUAUUGCCAAAGCUAUUUAUAACUCGAUUGCUUACAAAUUUAAAGAUAGUUGUUUUCUUGCGGAUGUUAGAGAAACUUCAAUGAAGGAGUGCGGUUUAGUCCAAUUGCAAGAGACACUACUUUCUCAAAUCCUAGGCAACUCAAGUUUGAAGGUUGGCAAUGUUGAUCGAGGAAUCAAUGUCAUAAAGGAAAGGCUUUGUUGUAAAAGGGUUCUUUUAAUUCUAGAUGAUGUGGAUCAGUUGGUCCAAUUACAAACAUUAUCUGGAGAACACAAUUGGUUUGGUUUAGGAAGUAGAAUUAUUAUAACAACAAGAGAUGAACACUUGUUAAUUAAGCAUAAAGUUGAUCUCAAAUACAAAAUGAAAGAAAUGAAUCACAGUGAAGCUCUUCAGCUCUUUAGUCUACAUGCUUUCCAAAGUGACAAACCUCCUGAUGAUUUUGUCGACCUUACAGAACAUGCACUACGUUAUGCUGGGGGCCUCCCACUAGCUUUAAAAGUGCUAGGUUCAGAUCUAUAUGGUAGAGAUAUACACCUUUGGACAAAUGCAUUGGAAAGGUACAAAAGAAUUCCUGAGGAAAAUAUUCUAGAAAAACUUAAACUAAGUUAUGAUGGAUUGGAGGAAAGUGAGAAGAAUACUUUCCUAGACAUUGCAUGUUUCUUCAAAGGGUAUAAUGCAAAAUAUGUCACUAAGAUACUAGACAGUUGUGGUUUCUUUCCAGAUAUUGGUAUUAUAGUACUUGUGGAGAAGUCUCUCAUAACUAUUGAUGAGGAUAAAUUGGUCAUGCAUGACUUAUUGCAAGAUAUGGGUAGAGAAAUUGUUCGACAAGAAUCACCCGAAGAACCAGGCAAACGCAGUCGGUUGUGGUUUCAUAAAGAUGUUCGUUAUGUACUAGAAAAAAAUAUGGGAACAAACAAAAUUGAAGGCAUAUUGAUAGAGUUGCCUGAAAGAGACUUGAUAUGCUUAAGUCCCGAAGCUUUCAUGAAGAUGAAAUUGCUCAGACUGUUUAUAAAUCGUAAUGCAUACUUUUCUAGAGGGCCUAGUUAUCUCUCUAAUGAGUUAAGAUUGCUUGAUUGGGCUGAAUGUCCUUUACAAUCUUUGCCAUCUAAUUUUCGCGGAAAGAAACUCGUCGUUUUUAAAAUACAUAAUAGCCCCUUUAAGGACCUGAAGCAUGAAUUCAAGAAUUUCCAAAACAUGAAGAUCAUGGCAUUCACCAAGUGUAAUUCCUUGACAAAAAUGCCUGAUAUUUCAACGAUCUCAAAUUUAGAGGAGUUUACUCUUUUUGAAUGUAACGGUUUAGUUGAGGUUCAUGACUCUCUUGGAUUCCUUGAUAAGCUUUCCUAUUUGUCAAUUCGUGCAUGCUCUAAUCUUAUCAAUUUGCCAAGAAGCCUCAAGUUAAGAUCUCUAGAAAUGCUUUACCUUGAAGGUUGCUCAAGCCUUCAGAAAUUUCCUGAAACUGUGAUUCAAAUGGAGUCCUUAAGAGACAUUACAUUAAACGACUCUGCUAUAAAAGAACUGCCUUCAUCCAUUGGGUUAUUGACAGGGCUUCGCCAAUUAUAUCUGAACGGUUGCAAAAACCUUAUGCAUCUCCCAAGCAGCAUUCUUCAAUUGCAACAUCUAGAGAUUCUCUCUCUUGCAAAUUGCACAGAAAAUGUUAAGCUUCCAACAAAGGUGAGGGAUGAAAUACAAUCCAUGCCCUCAAAUGUGUUCACACAGGAAUAUGAAAUAUCCUCAUUGCCUUCAACGGAUUCAAGCAUUUUAAAUGAUGGUUACUCCUCAAUAGGGCUUCCGGCACUGACAAAUUUGGAUCUUGAAAACUGUUGCAUAUCAAAAUCAAAUUUCCUUAUGACACUUAACUGCACUUCCACUUUAGAACAUUUAACUCUAUCAAGGAGUGAUAUCGUCAGUCUUCCUGCAUGCAUCAAAAGAUUUGUUGGAUUGACGUCCCUUCUGUUAGUGGAUUGCAAGCAACUUCAAGAAAUACUAGAACUUCCACCAAAUAUAGAAAAAAUAGAUGCUAGUGGAUGUGUUUCAUUGGAAAGUUUUCCGGAAGUAUCAAAAAAAUAUCAAUUCAAUACAAGCAAGUUACAAGCGUUAGAAUGGAUUGACUUGUCUAGAUGCUACAAAAUGCAUGUGAAUAUAGGGAAUCAAGUGGCAAAUCCUUCAUGGUAUGAGGGACAUGUUGAAGACUACGUUAGUGGCAUUAUUUUUCCGGGAAAUACGAUUCCAGACUGGUUCGGCUAUCGUAACGAGACUUCAAAUAGUAAGUCAUGUGAAAUAGACCUUAAUGGGCACCAGCAUUUGGAUGAGAUCAUAGGAAUUGUUUUUUGUGCUGUCAUGGGAACCACUGCGAUCUUCCCAGAAGACCCCAUUGCUUAUGUUGAUGUUAACAUCAUUGCUGGAGGUGUCCCAACUAGGAAUAUUGGAGGAAGAGUACUUAAUUUCAUGGGCUCAGAUCAUGUAUGGCUGCAGUACUCCGUUCUAGAAUCUUCUGAACUGGAGGGGGACAAUCUGCGAGUUAAGUUUUAUAGCCGUUAUGAUUCAGUGCUCUUUAAAAGUUGUGGAGUCCAUAUGAUACACAAGCAUGAAGAGCUACAUGAGGAUGUUAAUGGCCAUUUGGAUAUACCUAAUCAUGAAGAAAUUGAAAAUUCAGUAGAUUUUAUAGAUGGUGUUCAAGUUUGUAAGAGGCGUCAUGAUGAUGAAGAUCACAACUUGGAAUCCAAUGGGUACCCACAACAGAAGAGGCAUUCCUCAACCUUCAGUUGUUAUACCACAUGCCUGUAAGUACAUGUGUCAUCAAUUUUCUGCUUUCACAUGACAUAAUUA